Messenger RNA from Nomia melanderi (Alkali bee), 2315 nucleotides. Lineage: Eukaryota; Metazoa; Arthropoda; Insecta; Hymenoptera; Halictidae. The record is from RefSeq and is a predicted model, not a curated record.
UAACGCGACAAUGGCGACCUGAAAGUCUGGCGUGCGUUUCCUUGCUCCGUACACUUUUGACAUCUCGCCAGUGUUUACCGUAUUCUUUUCGCAGAUUUUUGACUGUGAAAUCGGUUCGUGCUACCGUAAAAUAUGUGACUGGUGAAGUGGAAACGCGAGAAAUAAGAAAUCGCGUCGAAGCAACCGUUAAAGCUAGCUAGGCGCACGACACAAUUCAAUGGUUUGGUCCCUGCCGAAAAAACAGGAGAGCCAUGUACACAUCGAUAUUUUGUCAAUUAUAAUGCGCUGCGUAAUUACGCGUUCCUUUUCAUCUGUAAAUAUCAGUGGAGCAGCAGAAGAGACUUGUCGCCAGAAAUAUUGUGGUGCUGAUACGGCAUGUUAAAAUAAGGGAAGCGAACGAAGGAAAUGAGCCACAAUAUCGCAGGCAUGCCACCCUUUGCGAGGAUGCCUUUGGGGGGUAUGGGUAUGGGUGUAAAUAUGGGACCUAGCGCUCCCCAUCCUGAAUCUUCUGCUCACCCUCAUCCACCACCGCCGCCACCUGCUGGUGCCAACCCCAAAAAGAAAAGACGUACAAACGCGAACGUUGCUCAGCCACCUCCACAGCAACCUCCAUCGGUGCAGGAUUUACUACCUCCACCUUUAACCGGAUACGGAGAUACCAUAGUGGCAAGUAACCCUUUUGACGAUACACCACCGCAGACCACUCAAACUCCUAUGAUGCACGGCGGACCACCCCACAUGCAUCCCCAUCACCCGCAUCACAUGGCCGGUCCACCCAUGAGAGGCAUGAGUCCGUUGACCUCGAUAGGCGGAAUGAGUCCUAUGAUGCCUCAUAACAUGGGUAGUAUGAGUCCAAUGGGAAAUUCGCCCAUGACGAAUCAUAUGAACCACAUGGGUGCUAUGUCUCCUAUGAAUCACGCGCCGAUAGGUGGCAUGAGUCCGAUGAACAAUAUGGGCCCCAAUAUGCCGCCUGGUUCGAUGAACACUAUGAAUAAUCAUAUGAAUAUGAGUCACAUGGGCAAUUCUCAGCUCAGUGGUCCACCUAUGGGUAGUCCGAUGAAUAAUAUGAGCAGUGGACCAAUGGGUAGCCCGAUGAAUAACAUGGGACACAGUAUGGGUAGUCCCAUGGGCGGCCCGUUAGGAUCUCCUAUGAAUACUAUGGGAGGUUCCAAUCAUAUGCCUAAUGGACCGAUGAAUAUGAACAAUAUUAAUAGUCAUAUACCACCGAACAGCCCGUUAAAUGGGCCCUCUAUGAACAACGUGAACAGUCCGUUGGGGCACAAUGGAUCUCAACCUCAUCCAAAUCACAUGGGCAACAACCUUAAUAAUUUAGGAAGGCCCAUGAACGGACCUAUGACUACUAUGAGUUCUAUGGUUACUAAUAACAUGAACAUGAGCGGUCCGAAUCAAAUAAACAACAUGAACAUGGGAGGACCACCGAUGAAUAACAUGUCCAAUAUGAGUAUCAGUCAUCACAAUCAAAUGAGUCACAUGGCUGGACCAAUGGGCACCAUGUCCAGUACUAUGGGUGGCGGUCCACCGAUAGGUCAUCCUAUUAAUAUGGGAGGUUCCAUGCCGCCCCAUGGAUUUCAAGGCCCACCAGGGAUGGGACCAAAACCAAUGCCGGUUUCUGCAGGAAAGAUAUAUCCUCCAGAUCAACCAAUGGUGUUUAACCCACAGAAUCCUAACGCUCCGCCUAUUUAUCCUUGCGGAGUGUGUCAUAAAGAAGUGCACGACAACGAUCAAGCGAUUCUUUGUGAAUCUGGUUGUAAUUUUUGGUUUCACAGGGGAUGCACGGGAUUAUCGGAAACCGCCUAUCAAUUACUAACGGCGGAAGUUUACGCGGAAUGGGUGUGUGAUAAGUGUUUGCAGUCGAAGAACAUACCUUUGGUUAAAUUUAAACCAUAACACUUCUUGACACGUCGUAUAUGCGACGCACGAGUGACUCUUUGUUAGCGUUUACACCUUGUACACGCACAUAUACGCGUGCGGUUGCACACACGUAUACACAUGCGAUAUACACUAGUGCACGGGCGAAAUCGUGCAUAUAAUAUAAACAUGCGCUGUUUGUUAAUAUCUUAGCUUUAACUUGUUGAAAUAUUAGGGUAUCAUUAUGAGUGGUAUCGACGAUCGAAAUGGCAGGAGCAACGUACGUUUGAAAGUUUAAAGAAAUUUUGAGUCUGUUCAUGACAAGUGGAUUCGUCCGAAUCAAAAAUUUAUUUAUAACACGGAGAAUUCGAGAAUUUCUAGACGGUUAAUUUGUUUUCUGUUAUCGUUAGAACAUGAAACAUAUUAAAGAAACAAGUCCAGGAGGC